Funneliformis geosporum is the source of this 324-nucleotide messenger RNA. The record is from the annotation of a GenBank genome assembly. Lineage: Eukaryota; Fungi; Glomeromycota; Glomeromycetes; Glomerales; Glomeraceae.
AUGGUUGUUAAAAACUCCUACUCUGAAAAUAGUUGUUUUUUUGCUAAGUUCCCCCAAAGUGGUAAAGUAUUUAAAAAUAGGUCUUUUGGAAAUGUGUGGGAGGAAAAUGUUGUGCCAACCAGUAAACGCAAGCAUCCGCAUCAGAAACCAAAAGAACUAAUAAAAGCCUUAAUUUCUGCUACUACUAAUGAGGGUGAUUUAAUAAUUGACCCUUGUGCGGGUUCUUUUGUGGUGUUGGAAGUUUGUCAAGAGUUAGAUAGGAAAUUUCUAGGUUGUGAUUUAACUUUUAAAGAACUGAUAAAGUUUAAAGAGAACAGAAUUUAG